AUGCGUUUAGUGAUUUGUAAUUUCUUACUAGUCGCUCAGGUUCUAGCGGCACAGAAGAGUAGUAUUGGCAAGUUCUUUGGCGAAAGAUUAAAAUUCAAAAACUCAAAUUUAGGUCCGCCGAAACUUCGGGAUCAAUCAGAAGAAGAAGUCUGGUAUCAUUUAGAUGAUGAUGAUCUCAAAAAUAGAUUGACAUUGAAAUGCGAUGCAGAUGAGAAUACUGACAGAUACUCCUGGUUGAAAGACGGAGAGCCAUUCGAAAUUAAUUCAGAUGAUGUUGUGUGGCAAAAAGAAAGCCAAUCUGGGUCAAUUGUUUUUAUGAAACCCCACAUCAGCCAUCAAGGAUACUAUCAAUGCUUUGCAUCAAACAUUUUUGGAACUGCUCUCUCAAAUAAAAUGCAUUUGAGACUUGGAUCUCUGGAACAUUUUCCAAAACGGGAAAUUCAAAUUCUGAAAAUCAAAGAAGGCGAAUCAUUGACACUGAAUUGCACUCCACCCCGUGGGAUCCCGCCUCCCAAAAUUAUUUGGCUGUAUAGAUCUUUGGACGAUUCGUCAGUAAUUGAAACGAUUAGAAGCCGUCAUAUAACAGUUGAUAACAAUGGACGUCUUCAUUUCUCAUCCGUUGAGCUCUCUGAUGGAAAACCAACGUUGGUUUACGAGUGCGCAGCUACUUCUCCAAUAUUAAGAGGAGAAUAUAGAUCAGGAGAUAGAGUGCAAUUAGAUAUUGAACCCAGCCAAGAUAAAUCUUACCCGGUCAAAAAACUAUCAGUGAGUCCAAGUGAAGUAACAGUCCGAGCUGGAGGCCAACUGAAACUUCAAUGCGUUUUUGGAGGAAGACCUCUUCCUACAAUUUUCUGGUCGAAGGUCGAUGGAGAACUUCCGAAAUCACGAAUCAAAGAUUUAACAACUCAUGAAAGUGAUUUCGGUCGCUCUUUAAUUGUGGAAAAUGUGCAUCCAGAUGAUGCAGGCGUCUAUGAAUGUCGAGGAAGACAUUUGGUGCAUACAGUCAAUGUUCGAGUCAUGGCUGCUCCGUUUUGGGAAUUCGAGCCUCCACGGGAUAUUUCGCUACCGGAAGAAAGUACUGGAGAGCUUGAGUGUCUAGCUGGAGGACAACCAACACCGAUUAUCACAUGGAGUAUGAAUGGAAAGUUCCUUCAUGAACUUGCGGAAGAUUCAAGAAGAGUUCUUCUGGAUCAUGGAAGAAUUCUUAGAGUUCGAAGUUUGAAUCAUGAUUUGGACACUGGAGUGUAUCAAUGCAAUGCUAGUAAUCCUUUAGGAUAUGUUUUUGCAAAUGCUUUCGUUCAUGUCAGAGCACAUGCUCCAUUUUUCCGUAUGCCUGCUGCUCGCCACUGGAAAGUUGUCCUGCAUUCUACAGUAAUUCUCGAUUGCGACGUGGAUGCAGCUCCAGAGGCAAUCGUUCGAUGGGUAGACGCCGAUGAUAGACCACUUCAAGUAGUAGAAGGAAAAAAUAAGCUCUUCCCCAAUCACACAUUCAUGAUCUAUGAUGUAAAUAGUGCAGACGAGGGAUUGUAUUACUGUAAUGUGAGCAAUAAGUAUGGAAUCAAUCGAGCAACUAAUCGACUUCAAGUUUUCAGUGAGUGUUUUUUGAGAUUUUAUUUACCCGAUUAUUAUUUUUUAGAGCCCACAUACUUUGUUCGUAUUCCAACCCCAAAAAGAUUGAUUUUGGAAGCGGGAGAAACUGCAGAAGUAUUCUGUGAAGCUGUCGCAGAUCCACGACUUCCGAUUAAAUAUCAAUGGACCAUAAACGGAAAAGUUUUAACCGAAUCGAAAUAUUAUGAGAUUCUCCCGGAUCGACUAAGGUUCCGAUCAGUUCGAGGACGUCACUCAGGAAUCAUUGAUUGCGCUGCUAUCACUGAUGUUGAUGUGAAAUUGGCAUCGAUGCAGCUGAUUGUGAAGGAUGUUCCCGCCCAUCCAGUUGUUGAAGCUGCUCAUUGUUCUGAAAGGAAGGCAACAAUCAAAUGGGUUGCGGCAUCAGAUCAUGGAGAUUCGAUCAAAAAAUAUAUUGUUGAGAUGUUCACUGAUUUCAAGAAAAAUGAAUGGGAAGUGAUAAAUGAGGAAGUGAAUGUAAACAAGGAAAACUUUGAAGUGGACAUCACUCUGACUCCAUGGGUCAAUUACACAUUCCGGGUCGUUGCCGUGAAUUCUCACGGAAGAUCUGAUAUGAAAAUUGAUGGACAAUCAAAAGAAGAUUGGCUUACUUGUCAGACCCGUCCAUCGUUUCCAUACACAAAUCCAACAGGAGUCAAAGGAGAAGGAACAGAGCCUGAUAACCUUGUGAUCUCUUGGAAACCACUGGAUCGAUACUACUGGAAUGCACCGAAUAUGCAAUAUUUGGUCAGGUAUAAACUCGAUGAACCAAUUCAUGGAUGGACUGAGUUUCUUGUCGAAGACUCGUUGGCGAAUUUCACAAUAAUCAGAGAUCAACCAACAUUUCGAAAGUAUCUGAUUCAAGUGCAAUCUGUUAAUUCAGUUGGUCCAAGUAUAGUGGAGCCGGAGAUACAUCAUGGAUGGUCCGGAGAAGAUGUUCCCGAUGAGGCGCCUCGUGAUUUCCGAAUCGAUACCCAAAUCAAUUUUACUACAAUCAAUUUCACCUGGAAUCCAGUUCAUGAAAACAUUGUGAAUGGACAUUUUGUUGGUUAUGAAAUCGAAUAUUGGAAAACAGAAAACACAGUUAGAAAGUAUUCAAUCAAGAUUCCAGCUAACUCGACUUACAAAAUCAUAAACUCAUUCCACGCUGUCACUAACUACAGUGCACACAUUAGAACACGAAACAAGAGACUUCGAAGUGCCCCGAGUCUUCCUGUAUCAUUCGCAAUGCCAGAAGGACCCCCUGGAAAAGUUCACAAUCUUCGUGUUUAUUCCGUUGGAUCGACUGCAAUUCUUCUUCAAUGGGAUGCUCCUUUGCAACCAAACGGAAGAAUAAGAGGAUAUUUUAUCUCUUUCCAAAAUGAUAAAAAUGAAACCGAAGAAACGUACGUCAUUCAUCGACAAAAAUACUACCUACAUGAGAAAAGUGAACCUGAUACCGGAUAUAAAGUAACCGUUUGGGCAGAAACCAGAGCUGGAGAAGGGCCGACGACGUUGAGACCUGUGAGGACGUGGCCACCGAGAAUUCCGGAUGCUCCUACUUUCCGAGUCAAAAACAUCUCAUUAGACUCAUUUGUCGUCGAGUGGCUUCCCAAUAAUCACAGUGUUUGGAAGAUGCCCGGAGCCGCGUUCUUCGUCAAUUACACUGCUGAAAGUUCUAACACGUGGCACCAAUCGGAAAUCAUUUAUCUUCCGAACACAGAGAUCUUACUGAGAAAUUUAAAAGAAGAUCAAAAGUAUUUCAUCCAAGGAAUUGCUAAAGAUGGUCCAAGACAGUGUGAAUCUGUAUUCCUUCCAAUAAAAACAUUAAAUCGAGAUUAUGCAAAUCGAUUGAAAGAAGAUUCGUUGAGAAGUGCCGCUUGGUUUAUUGCAGUUUUGGGAGUUUUGGGAAUCGGUUUAUUCACGAUUUGCCUCACUUUUUGUUGUGGAAACAAGAACCGACAAGACAAAUUUGCAGUCAGGAGAAAGGAAAUCGAAAUCGGACAUCAGCAAGAUAACGAAGAAGAAAAGCAGUUUCUCGAGUAUCAAUAUGGGUUUAAAAAUUAA
Caenorhabditis briggsae is the source of this 3651-nucleotide messenger RNA. RefSeq names its product Protein CBR-LAD-2 (gene Cbr-lad-2). Gene Ontology annotation, molecular function: protein binding. Gene Ontology annotation, cellular component: axon; plasma membrane. Lineage: Eukaryota; Metazoa; Nematoda; Chromadorea; Rhabditida; Rhabditidae. Bases 1 to 3651 code for a protein of 1216 amino acids. Gene Ontology annotation, biological process: cell-cell adhesion; axon guidance. The transcript is spliced from 18 exons. The record is from RefSeq and is a predicted model, not a curated record.